Messenger RNA from Trypanosoma brucei brucei TREU927, 369 nucleotides. RefSeq lists its product as hypothetical. The coding region runs from base 1 to 369 and encodes 122 amino acids. The record is from RefSeq and is a predicted model, not a curated record. Lineage: Eukaryota; Euglenozoa; Kinetoplastea; Trypanosomatida; Trypanosomatidae. The transcript has a single exon.
AUGUGUACAUGCAUAUGCCGAUCAACAAGUAUCCCCGACCAGGCUUUCUCUUCCAUAUCCUCUACAAAACGAAUGAAUGAGCCCUGCCAUCCCCUCAGGCAGCUCCACGUCAUAUCGCCAAUUUUCGCGUUUCCGUACCUGUGCAGAAGAAACGCAACACAUAAGCGAAGAACAAAAAGCCCAAUGUAUGCGAUGCCCGACUCUGUUCGCCAAAAAAAAAAAAACGUAGUAGACAUGGGAACGGACUCCGACGCCUACGGAAAAAAAAACAGGUGGGACUUACGUUCAACAGCUGCAUCUACCUUUGCAACGCACGAUGGCAGCACAGGGAGGUGCUUCAACAUCACAAACAAAAACGUUACAACUUAA